This is a messenger RNA of Sciurus carolinensis (gray squirrel), 3308 nucleotides long. RefSeq names its product F-box and leucine rich repeat protein 20 (gene Fbxl20). The coding region runs from base 330 to 1646 and encodes 438 amino acids. Gene Ontology annotation, biological process: SCF-dependent proteasomal ubiquitin-dependent protein catabolic process. Gene Ontology annotation, molecular function: protein binding. NCBI's taxonomy places the organism in Eukaryota, Metazoa, Chordata, Mammalia, Rodentia, Sciuridae. The record is from RefSeq and is a predicted model, not a curated record. Gene Ontology annotation, cellular component: SCF ubiquitin ligase complex. The transcript has 15 exons.
CUCCCCCUGUCGGAGGAAGGGUAGCCUAGCUCUAGCACUGCACCCCCGGACCCUCAGACCUGAGGUGUGGCCUCGCGGCCACCCCCGCAGUCCAGCCGGGCACUCGGCCUCCCCCUGAGCUCAAUUAGGCCCUGCCUUCCCGAGCCAUGCACAGGGAGACACCCGCCCCGCAGCGGCCCCCCAGGCCUCCCUGCAGCACCCCGUAAUGCAAUCCACUGGGGCGGGGGAGGUGGUGGCGGCGGCGGCAGCAGCAGCAGCAGCUACGGUAGCGGCGACGGCGGCGGCGACAGCACUGCCCCAAUCUAGAGACAUCCAGAAAGAGGAGGAAAAUGGCUCCGAGCAGGGACCGCCUGCUGCACUUUGGGUUCAAGGCGACAAUGUUCUCAAAUAGUGAUGAAGCUGUAAUCAAUAAAAAACUUCCCAAAGAACUUCUAUUACGGAUAUUUUCUUUUCUGGAUGUUGUUACCUUGUGUCGCUGUGCUCAGGUCUCCAGGGCCUGGAAUGUUCUGGCUCUGGAUGGCAGUAACUGGCAGCGAAUUGACCUGUUUGAUUUCCAGAGGGAUAUUGAGGGUCGAGUAGUGGAGAAUAUUUCAAAACGAUGUGGGGGCUUUUUACGAAAGUUAAGUCUUCGUGGGUGUCUUGGAGUAGGAGACAAUGCAUUAAGGACCUUUGCUCAGAACUGUAGGAACAUUGAAGUACUAAAUCUAAAUGGGUGUACAAAGACUACAGACGCUACAUGUACUAGCCUCAGCAAGUUCUGUUCCAAACUCAGGCACCUUGACUUGGCUUCCUGUACAUCAAUAACAAACAUGUCUCUCAAAGCUCUGAGUGAGGGGUGUCCACUGUUGGAGCAGUUGAACAUUUCCUGGUGUGACCAAGUAACCAAGGAUGGCAUUCAAGCACUAGUAAGAGGCUGUGGGGGUCUCAAGGCCUUAUUCUUAAAAGGCUGCACACAGCUAGAAGAUGAAGCUCUCAAGUACAUAGGUGCACACUGUCCUGAACUGGUGACUUUGAACUUACAGACAUGCUUACAAAUCACAGAUGAAGGUCUCAUUACUAUUUGCAGAGGGUGCCAUAAGUUACAGUCCCUUUGUGCCUCUGGCUGCUCCAACAUCACAGAUGCCAUCCUGAAUGCUCUAGGUCAGAACUGCCCUCGACUUAGAAUAUUAGAAGUGGCAAGAUGUUCUCAAUUAACAGAUGUGGGCUUUACCACUCUGGCCAGAAAUUGCCAUGAACUUGAAAAGAUGGACCUGGAAGAAUGUGUUCAGAUAACAGAUAGCACAUUAAUCCAACUUUCUAUACAUUGUCCGCGACUUCAAGUAUUGAGUCUAUCUCACUGUGAGCUGAUCACAGACGAUGGAAUUCGUCACCUAGGAAAUGGGGCCUGUGCCCAUGACCAGUUGGAGGUGAUUGAGCUGGACAACUGCCCACUAAUCACAGACGCAUCCUUGGAGCAUUUGAAGAGCUGUCACAGCCUUGAGCGGAUAGAACUCUAUGACUGCCAGCAAAUCACACGGGCUGGAAUCAAGAGACUCAGGACCCACUUACCCAAUAUUAAAGUCCAUGCCUACUUCGCACCUGUCACUCCACCCCCAUCAGUAGGGGGCAGCAGACAGCGCUUCUGCAGAUGCUGCAUCAUCCUAUGACAAUGGAGGUGGUCAACUUUGGUGAACUGAGUAUUUAACUGACACUUCUAGAGUUACCGUGGAGUCUCUCCAGAGGAAGCAACCCGUGUUCUGGGCAAGGAUUACAAAGUGAGGGCAGUGUUCAGAUCCCCAGAGCCACACAUACAUAUGCAUACACACCCUCACCCACAUCCACUCUAGCUCUGUGACCAUGGGACUAAAGUUUGUGCUGGCUUUAAGUGGAUUGGUAAAACUUAACCAUUCCUGUUGGACAUGCCCAGAAGAAAAUCAUAGGCCAAGAUAGAGGGAGGGGGCAUUCCAGCAAACCCAUUGUUACUGCUACUGUGGUUUCUUUUAUUUUAUUAAAGGGUUUCUUUGGGAAUUUUAGAACAGUAACUGCAGUCCUCCAGAGUCAAGGGAAGCAUGGAAAAACAACAUAUGAUAUAUCCAGGGACCAGAAAGAAAAUUUAUUUGCAACCUAGAAAUGGUAACCAUCCAUUGUAAGAUGGCUACAGAGCUUCUGUGCUUCCUGUUUCUAUGCCAACAUGCUGAGCAUGCUCACAAAGAAGGCUUGUCCAUUCCUCUUGUGUUUUAGUAUUUGGCCCAGAAGUUUCUUAAAUGGCUACAUUGAAAUCACUGUGGUCCAAACAUGAUUACUUAUUCACCCAAAUUGUCUUUAUCUGUAUCAUACUUAUGCACCUGUCUUCCUUUCUCUGUUGCUCCCUCUUGCACUUUUCUCAGUCUGUCACAUCUGUUCAUAGUCUGUCUACUCACACUCAACUGUUACUCUUUUGCUCUUUUGUGUUUACAGUUUGCAUUUUGGAUGAUUAGUUGGGGUUAUCAAACAUUUUGAAAAAAAAAAACAUUAUCAAUAAAUAUUUUUAAUACUAAAUUUUACCAUUAGGGGACCCUGCCUGAAUCUUUGCCAAUCUGAAGGGAAAUUUUAACAAAAGUAAGAAAAGUUACAAGAAGAAAUCGAGCUAAAACUAUUUUGAUGAAAACAAACUUUGCCUUUUUGUUUCUGUUCUAUCUUGUGAUGAUACGUGAUAAUUUGCAUGAUGUCCCCAGUAUUCCCCCUACAAUUUUUUCCUGUCAAACUCCACUAACUUAUUAAAAGAGAAAUACAGUUAGUGAAGAGUAGAUGAGAAUAGAUGGUAGAUUCCAAAGCAGCCUGAAAGUCCCCACCACCCAAGCUCAGACAUUAAUGAUGAACAUUAUCAUAUGUUCACUGAAUGUAGGUGUGAUCACCUAACCUGUGUCUGUGAGGUUGUUUGGUUUAGCAGGAAUGCUGCUAGAGGAGCUGUGCAGACUAGCCAGUCAAUUUCUUUUUUUCCCUCAUUUCAGCUCAUCAGGGAUACAAGAAUGGCCAUAUAACACCGACAGUGUCAUAUCUAAUGUUGGUGCCUCAAAGGACCUGAUCUUUCAACCAUAUCUCUCCUCUCUCUGCUCCUGACUUCCUCUGAAUAGUGUGUGAAAAUAGCCAGGUGAAGGCAUUGGGGCAACUAAAAGAGCAUCUUGAGAGGAAUAGAGUUCAGUGUCUUCCCAGCUUGGUCACCAGACAUCAGAGCUGAGGGAAGGAGUUCAGAACCCAUGAUUCAGAGUCCAAGAAAAAGCCUCCUUCCCCCCGCCCCCCCCAAAAAAAAAAUCAUUGAGAACGAGGGAAAUAAAAUUGUUUCUAACACA